AUGUCUGCGACUGAAGCAAUCGACCACCAGCUGGAGAAGGACGUGGGCCCCUCAAGCUCUCCCCAGAACGGGAACAACGGUGCCCCAAUGCAGCCCCAGAUGUCCGCCGAAGAGCACCAGGUAGCACGCGCCGCCGCGCGCUUCGGAUAUGGACCUCUUGCCCACGUCAACGCCACAGAAGCAUCUCUGCCUCCCUUCGGUGGUGAGUUCCAGCCUGGUCUGUACAAGUCCGUUGAGGGCCGCAAGUUCGCCAAUCCCGCUCCUCUUGGCCUGUGCGCUUUCGCCCUCACCACUUUCGUCCUGAGCGCCAUCAACAUGGGUACCCUGGAUAUCGGUAGCCCUAACAUUGUUGUCGGUCUUGCUUUCGGUUACGGUGGUCUUGUCCAGCUUCUUUCUGGCAUGUGGGAAAUGGCUGUUGGUAACACCUUCGGUGCUACUGCUCUCUCCUCCUACGGUGGUUUCUGGAUCGCAUUCGCCAUGGUCUUGACCCCUGGUGGGUUCGAGAUCGAGAAGAACCUCGGCGGUGCGGGCGCGAAGUUCUAUGACUCCAUGGGUCUUUUCCUGAUGGGUUGGUUCAUCUUCACCACCAUCAUGCUGUUCUGCACCCUCAAGUCCACUGUUGCUUUCUUCCUGCUGUUCUUCACCCUGGACAUCACCUUCCUCCUGCUUGGUAUCUGCUACCUGCACCGCGGCGCUGAUGGCCACCCCAACGUCCCCAUCCAGAAGGCCGGUGGUUUCUUCGGUUUCCUCGCUGCUUUCGCCGCCUGGUACAACGCCCUCGCUGGUAUCGCCGAUACUAGCAACAGCUUCUUCAUCAUCCCCGUCGCUCACUUCCCCUGGUCCCCCACUGGCCGUGUCCGCCGUGGUAAGACCGAGCGUGAGCUCGCAUAA
This is a messenger RNA of Penicillium griseofulvum, 891 nucleotides long. Its product is annotated as acetate uptake transporter family protein. The record is from RefSeq and is a predicted model, not a curated record. The coding region runs from base 1 to 891 and encodes 296 amino acids. Gene Ontology annotation, cellular component: plasma membrane. The transcript is spliced from 3 exons. Gene Ontology annotation, molecular function: acetate transmembrane transporter activity. Lineage: Eukaryota; Fungi; Ascomycota; Eurotiomycetes; Eurotiales; Aspergillaceae.